Molecule: messenger RNA, 1167 nt
Organism: Micromonas commoda
Lineage: Eukaryota; Viridiplantae; Chlorophyta; Mamiellophyceae; Mamiellales; Mamiellaceae
Product: phosphoglycerate mutase family protein
Exons: 1
Coding region: 1-1167 (388 amino acids)
Molecular function (GO): phosphatase activity
Source: RefSeq, a predicted model, not a curated record
AUGUUCGCUCUUGGCGCCCAUGCGUCGCCGUCGGCUCCCGGCCUCAAAGGGGGUCGCGAGGUUUCGAAAGCGAAGCGCGGCGCGGUGGCACGCGAGUGGAUAGCACUGCAUAAAAUGCGUCGAGGGCCGAAAACGAGGUCCGCGCGCCUGGGGGCGAUCGAGACGGGCGACAAGGAGGCCAGCAUCGACGAGGAAGGGUCGUAUGACGAGUGGGACGACGCGGUGUGCAUGCCGCUGCAAGAUCUGGAGAGGCUCACGAACGUCGACGGCGAGGGAUACACGUACGGGAUGCCCACGCGCAGGCUGCCCAAGCGGAUAGUUUUGGUCCGACACGGCGAGAGCACCGGCAACCUGGACGAGAGCGAGUACACGCGCACGCCGGACUCCCAGAUCCCCCUCACGCAGAACGGGCACGUGCAGGCGACGCAGACGGGCGCCAUGCUGAGGGACCUUUUCGACGCCAACGACGAUCCGGACUACAAGUGUUUCUUCUACAUCUCCCCGUACCGGAGGUCGAAGCAGACCGCGCUCGGGAUCGCGCAGGCGUUCGAGAAGAGGCACAUCAGCGGCGUGAGGGAGGAGCCCCAGCUGAGGGAGCAGGACUUUGGGAACUUCCAGGACCUCAAGCAGAAGAAGGCUGAGAAGCGCGAGAGGCAGUACUUUGGCAGGUUCUUUUACCGGUUUCCAAACGGCGAAUCGGGCGCGGACGUUUUCGACCGGAUAACCAUCUUCGAGGAUCACAUGGUGCGGGACAUCGACGCGGGCAGGUUCAACAAGGACACCAACAUGAUCCUAUGCACUCAUGGACUCACGCUCCGUCUGUUUCUCAUGCGCUGGUUCCACUGGACCGUCGCCGAGUAUGAGCGAGUGGCCAACCCCGCAAACUCCACCCCAAUCAUCUUGGAGCGCAUAGACGACCCCACGGUGGACCACGGCAGGUUCCACACCAAGGAGCUGUACACGCUCAGCGCCGAGUCCAUCGCGGGUCUGCCCGGAUGCAGCGACAAGAUGACGCGGAUGGUGCUGCCGGAGAAGAACUGGGAGCGGGCUCUGACGCUGUCGAGCGAGGAGAUCAAGUGGGGCAUGGACGUCUUGGCAGAGGCGAACACGGAUGGGUGCGCGUUCAGCCCCGAGGGACCGGUCAAGGCCGAGCAUAACACGUGCUGA